This is a messenger RNA of Cicer arietinum (chickpea), 1135 nucleotides long. Its product is annotated as embryonic abundant protein VF30.1-like. The record is from RefSeq and is a predicted model, not a curated record. NCBI's taxonomy places the organism in Eukaryota, Viridiplantae, Streptophyta, Magnoliopsida, Fabales, Fabaceae.
UGGGCACCUUGUAACAUUUAUACACACACUCAAGUAAACUUAUAUAUAGUCAUCACUUCUUCAUAACCAACCAAUGGAGUUUUCACGUCUCUCUAUUUUAGCUCUAUUUUGUUUGACUUUUGUGGGAAUUGACGCAUCACCAUUGUCUGCCGAAGAUUAUUGGAAAUCUGUUUGGCCAAAUGCUCCUCUUCCAAAGGCUUUCUUUGAUCUAUUGUUACCUUAUGGAAAAACCAAUAGUCUACCCAUAAAAGUUGAAGAAAUGAAUCAAUACUCGACACUCUUUUUUGAGCAUGAUCUCUAUCCUGGAAAAAAAAUUACCUUGGGUAAAAGUCAAUCUUUGGGAAAGAUGGUACGACCAUUCACAAAACCAACACAAGGUAUCACAGACUCCAUAUGGUUGGCAAAUAAAAAGAGACAAAGUCUUAAUGACUUUUGUGCGAGUCCAACGGCUACAGGAGAACAUAAACAUUGUGUGUCAUCCUUGGAAUCAAUGGUUGAUCAUGUCAUUUCACAUUUUGGGACGACAAAGAUUAAGGCAAUUUCAAGUACUUUUACCCAAAAUCAAGAUGAAUAUGUUGUUGAGGAAGUGAAAAGAGUUGGAGACAAUGCAGUGAUGUGUCAUAGAUUGAAUUUCGAAAAAGUUGUAUUCAAUUGCCACCAAGUGCAAGAAACAACCGCUUACGUAGUCUCAUUGGUAUCCCCUGAUGGAACUAAAGUUAAUGCUUUAACAGUUUGUCACCAUGAUACAAGAGGUAUGAAUCCUGAAUUGCUUUAUGAAGCUCUCAAAGUUGACCCUGGAACUGUCCCUGUUUGCCAUUUCAUCGGCAAUAAGGCUGCUGCUUGGGUACCUAACUUUUCUGAUGACCAUCUUUGUGUCAUCUAGAUGCUAACUUCUUGUGCACAUCAUCUCCCUUUCAAUAACAUCAUGUUCAAACUGGCUUUGUUUUAUUAAAUUUAUGUAUGUAUGUAUGGAGAAUGUGAUGUGCAAGUAUGGGAUUUCAUGUAUUUCAAAUAAAACUACUUCUAUUUUGAAUAUGUGUAUAUUUGCAUGUGUUGGGAGUUUGAUAUCCUCUACUCAGUACCUUGAUGUAUGUUGAACUUGAUAAUAAUGAGAAAAAAAGAGUUGUGUUUGAUA